This is a messenger RNA of Naegleria fowleri, 897 nucleotides long. RefSeq lists its product as uncharacterized. The record is from RefSeq and is a predicted model, not a curated record. The coding region runs from base 1 to 897 and encodes 298 amino acids. Gene Ontology annotation, molecular function: protein binding. The transcript has a single exon. NCBI's taxonomy places the organism in Eukaryota, Heterolobosea, Eutetramitea, Acrasida, Naegleriidae.
AUGUCUCAAACCUCAUCGUUUGUUGUUGUUCGUACCGUGUUGGAUGGAACCUUGAUGGUUCCCCUUGAUGAUAUGAGCACCACCUUCUCCUCCUCCUCCUCAACGACUACUACUACUACUAGUUUAAAAACCAUUUCCGAUCUCAAGAAUUAUCUUUCCAAAUUGAAAGGAUAUGAUCGUAGUGUUCAACACAUUUAUCAGAAUGGAACGGAAUUGAAUGAUCAAGCCAAUUUGAAUGAUUUUCCAUUGGGAAAGGGUUUUGUUUUGAUGAUUCCAAUUAGUCAUUCAACGAGGAAAUAUAAAACUCAGAAGGAAGUUGAAGCAGAUUAUGUGGCUUCAUUGACCAUGAAUGAAAUUAAUCGACAGGCUUCCACUUCGGGAGGUUCUGUAUCGGAUCAGUUGGAGCAAAUUAUGGCUGAAUUUACGAGCACUCAUCCACCACAGACUUCAACUACGGGCUCAACCACUUCACCUUCGGCAACAACAAGACCUCCAACAUUGACUUCGCAAACUCAUCCUAGAGGUACCACUACUGCUUCCUCAACGACGACUACUACGACAACAACAACGAGUGGCAGCACUACCACACCACAUCCUCCAAGAAGUACCACUUCAUCAACAACAUCAACAACGACAGGUGCAACGUCACAGCAAGCUCCACCAGUUACUGUUGCUAGCUUGCCUGUCUCAGAAGACCUUGUUGCUGCCAUUACAGAACUCGGCUUCUCAAGGCACAGAGCUAAGAAAGCCCUCAUUUUGAACGAUUUGAAUGUUGAGCAAGCUGUGGAGUGGAUUUUCAACAAUAUCGAUUCUCCCUAUGUAUUGGAUAGCGAGUUUACGCCUCAAGAACUAGUCGCACUUGCUGAAAAAUACAAGAACAUGAUGAGUGAUGAAUAA